This is a messenger RNA of Brenthis ino (lesser marbled fritillary), 1368 nucleotides long. Lineage: Eukaryota; Metazoa; Arthropoda; Insecta; Lepidoptera; Nymphalidae. The record is from the annotation of a GenBank genome assembly.
AUGUUCGAUCGUGCUCUUAUAUUUGCACUUUUAAGUCUGACAUGCGGAGGACGCUUAUCCCCGAAAACAUGGAUACAGGAUCCUAUAGUGCAAUCGUCAGUUUACAAUGCAGGGGAAAUACUAGCCGACACAAUAGAUGCUAUCACAAAAUUACCCACCGCGUUUGCUAACAUCACGGGCUUGGCGUAUAUAAACCUUCCUGUUCUAGGCAAUCAGCGGAAUAUCAACGAUUUGAUCGACAAAUUUAUAACUGACUUCAAGGCCCAUCAGGAUAAUGAAGACGCAACUUUGAAUAUUGUACAACUGGCGUUUAAAUAUGGUUAUACAAUGGAAACGCACACUGUCGAGACUGAAGACGGAUAUCUGGUUACAAUGCAUAGGAUACCGAACAAUGGCCCUGUAAUCCUCCUAAUGCAUGGAUUAUUCGGAAGUUCCGAUGAUUUUGUCAUAGCUGGAUCGGAGAGUGGAAUUGCCUACCUUCUCUCAAAGGAAGGAUAUGAUAUAUGGAUAGGGAAUGCCCGCGGAAAUAAACAUUCGCGCCAUCACAUCAGAUUAGAUCCGUCAAAGCCGAAAUUUUGGAAUUUUUCAUGGCACGAAAUUGGAUAUUAUGAUCUUCCAUCAAUGAUCGACUACGCACUUGGUGUCAGUAAUUCUAGUACAUUAAAAUACAUAGGACACUCUCAAGGGUCGACUGCCUUUUUCGUCAUGGCUUCGGAGAGGGAAGAAUAUAACAAAAAGGUCACUCUUAUGGUGGCUUUGUCGCCAGUGGCGUUUAUGGGAAAAAUUAAAUCACCUCUAGUUAGGCUCCUCGCGCCAGCUUCGUCUUUUAUUGACAGUAUAACCUCAUCAAUUGGUCUGUACGAAAUUUUGCCUGACAGUAGAUUAAUACGCGUAUUCACACGACUUAUAUGUGGCUCUGGGCCUGUAGUAGAAAUUUUAUGCAACAAUAUUUUAUUUUUAAGCGUUGGUUUUGAUUUGGCACAGCUUAAUGUUACGAAUUUGCCAGUGAUUUUCGGCCACUUGCCUUCUGGAGGAUCGUCGAAACAAAUGAUACACUUCCUCCAAAAUGUUGUAUCAAAGGAGUUUAGGAAAUACAACUAUGGUAUGAAGAGGAAUCUGAAACAAUAUGGGUCAAGAACGCCCCCUAAAUACGCGUUACAUCGUGUUACUGCGCCAGUUUCGUUAUUUUACAGUGACUCUGACUGGUUAGCUCAUCCCGAUGACGUCGACCUGUUAUACAACAAAUUACCUAAUGCUAUAGAUAUAUAUAAAAUUCCAUUACAUACUUUCAAUCAUCUUGAUUUCAUUUUAGCCAAAGACCUCAAAAUACUCAUUUAUAAAAGAUUAAGAAAAUUACUGUCAUUUUUU